Messenger RNA from Paralichthys olivaceus (Japanese flounder), 2459 nucleotides. Its product is annotated as dihydrolipoyllysine-residue succinyltransferase component of 2-oxoglutarate dehydrogenase complex, mitochondrial-like. The record is from RefSeq and is a predicted model, not a curated record. Gene Ontology annotation, biological process: tricarboxylic acid cycle. Gene Ontology annotation, molecular function: dihydrolipoyllysine-residue succinyltransferase activity. Gene Ontology annotation, cellular component: mitochondrion; oxoglutarate dehydrogenase complex. NCBI's taxonomy places the organism in Eukaryota, Metazoa, Chordata, Actinopteri, Pleuronectiformes, Paralichthyidae.
UCUUCCCCCUCCCUCAGCCGCAGUGGUUCCUCCCAGCAGCGGCAGCACCAGCAGAAGUUAGCCGCCGCUCCUCGCUCCUUCUUCGGCUGUCAACCACAGUCUCAGCCGUUAGCUAUCGCCAUGUUGUCACGGUCCCGGUGUGCUUACCGGGCGCUGGGCCGGUCCCUGUCAGCGGUGAGCCAGGCCAAUAAUGCGCUCCACAGACAAAGUGUAUCUGGCCUCUCUGUCAGCAGCCGGACAGUCUACAGGAGUCCUCAGACGUGUCAGUUUCCCUCACCAGUGACUGUCUUCCACAUCAGAUACUUCAGGACAUCAGCUGUUCACAGGGAUGAAGUUGUCACAGUCAAAACUCCUGCAUUCGCAGAAUCCGUUUCGGAGGGAGACGUGAGGUGGGAGAAAGCUGUGGGCGACUCAGUGACAGAAGAUGAGGUGGUGUGUGAAAUUGAGACGGACAAGACUUCUGUUCAAGUCCCGGCUCCGGCAGCUGGAGUGAUUGAGGAGCUGCUGGUUCCCGACGGAGGGAAGGUAGAAGGAGGAACGCCCCUCUUCAAACUCCGGAAAGGAGCCGCUCCUGCCAAAGCUGCCCCCUCCCCAGCUGCAGAGGCUGCAGUGCCUCCUCCUCCUCCACCUCCUCCAGCUUCAACCCCCACAGCCACGCCUAAAGUGCCCCCAGCGCCACCACAGGCUGCCCCAGCAAAACCUGUUUCUGCCGUCAAAGCUCCUCCAGCACCUCCAGCACCUGCUCCUCCAACAGCAGGAGCCAGAGGAGAAAACAGGGUGAAGAUGAACCGUAUGAGGUUGAGGAUCGCCCAGAGGCUGAAGGAGGCUCAGGAAACCUGCGCCAUGCUGACCACCUUCAACGAGGUCGAUAUGAGCAACAUUCAGGAGAUGAGGAAACUCUAUAAAGAUGCUUUCCUGAAGAAGCACAGCAUCAAACUGGGUUUCAUGUCUGCGUUUGCGAAGGCUGCAGCACACGCUCUGACCGACCAGCCUGCUGUCAAUGCUGUCAUCGAUGAUGCCACUAAAGAGAUCAUCUACAGGGAUUAUGUGGACAUUAGUGUCGCCGUGGCAACUCCAAAAGGGCUCGUUGUUCCAGUGAUCCGUAACGUUGAGACCAUGAACUUCACUGACAUUGAGAAAGCCAUUAACGCUCUGGGAGAAAAGGCUCGUAAAAAUGAGCUUGCUGUUGAAGAUAUGGACGGAGGCACUUUCACCAUCAGCAAUGGGGGCGUGUUCGGCUCCAUGUUUGGUACGCCCAUCAUCAACCCCCCCCAGUCCGCCAUCCUGGGAAUGCACGGAAUCUUUGAGCGACCUGUUGCUAUAAAUGGCCAGGUGGAGAUCCGGCCCAUGAUGUACGUGGCGCUGACGUAUGACCAUCGACUCGUCGACGGCAGAGAAGCCGUCACUUUCUUGCGCAAGAUCAAAUCCGUGGUGGAAGAUCCACGAGUGCUGCUUCUGGACAUGUGAUGUUUCUUCCACCACAUCGCUCAGCUGCAUAAAAUGAACUCCACAUCACAAAACACGCACAAAGCGCUCAACGCAACCACUGACAUCUUUUUAAGUGUUCAGUCUUAUUGAUAGAGAUUCAUUUGAAUUAUCCGCCCUCACUAAAAAACCAAACAGAAAGGCAGGAAGAUUACUCACCAUCUUUUGUCAGGAAUAGUUUUGCUCCAGUCACAUUUAGUCUUUGUAGAAGAAAACACAUCAGGGUGUGUUAUUACGCCCAUGUGCUCUUCAGAUGCUCAUAUAUAUCAGUAGAUAAACAUUAGCUGCGUCCCUGUCUUGGUUAAAACCAUUUCUUUCCCCCUCAGCCACAGUUGGCUGCAGGACUUUCUCCCCUGUUCAUCAGUCGAGCCACUUUUUCCACCGUCGGGCCGAACAUCAGAUGAGUUCAAGAUGUUUCAAUGUUAACACAGGACUGAAAGAUUUCCUUGGUUUGCUGCGAGUCCUCGUCAGUAGCUGCCGUCUGGAAAAAAGGGAUCGGGAAACUGGGUUUGUGUGUGGAACUUGUGUAUCAGCUCCAUACCUCGAAAUCCAUGUUGACUGUCUGACGAGUACGUGUCUAGAGGUGAAUGAGUUCAGUUAUAUUCCUGCUUCGCACACUUCAUUCAUGUUCUGCACUAUACUUUGUUGUUUUUAAACUUUUCUCACUGCCAUCGAAAUCUAAAAUGUUGAUCAAACUGUUGCUGAAUGAGAAUUCACUGUUCAUCUACAGGUAUCACAAACCAGACACUAUUCCUUUUUUUACAUAUACAAAUAUACGUUAUAUAUUAAUGGGCUUUUUGUUGGAGGGAGUUCGAAACGCACAAUUUGGUUGCAGGUUUUUAUUUUUAUGUUCUUGGGUCUUUCCCAGUGUUAUAAUUUCCAUAAAAACAUGUAUCUAUUUAAAGAAACCAUUUUAAACAUGAAACAUCUCAAGGGUUUUAUGUAAUAAAACUUGUCUUGCACAUUUCCUUCUC